This is a messenger RNA of Fimicolochytrium jonesii, 2921 nucleotides long. RefSeq lists its product as uncharacterized. The transcript has 12 exons. Gene Ontology annotation, cellular component: anaphase-promoting complex. Gene Ontology annotation, molecular function: ubiquitin protein ligase binding. The record is from RefSeq and is a predicted model, not a curated record. NCBI's taxonomy places the organism in Eukaryota, Fungi, Chytridiomycota, Chytridiomycetes, Spizellomycetales, Powellomycetaceae. Gene Ontology annotation, biological process: ubiquitin-dependent protein catabolic process. The coding region runs from base 6 to 2561 and encodes 851 amino acids.
ACGCGAUGCUCGCCGUGUCGGAAUUGGGAUUUUCAACGGGGAGAUUGAGGCAACAUCUUGGAGACAUCAGCGACAGGCACAUCGCUCAACAGUCCAUAACACUUUAUUACCGGGGGUUACCGGAGGGAGCAACUGCCAUGUCGAGCGACCCGCCGCCACGGAAGCGGCCGAGGACCAACACGGUGGACAUGGACUGGGCAGCCACAGUCCCACCACCGACCAUAGUGAAACCGACGGAGGGACUCGAAGGAGAGGCCUUGAAGGAGGCGCCCAGCGUGCUAGUGCUUGCAACCGCGGCGGACGCGGAUGGUGGAGACAACUUUCUGGAGACUAUCCCGGUGGACUUCGCAAAUGCGUACAAACGUGGGUCGGAACUCAUUUCACAAAUCAUCAACGAAGGAGCAGUUCCAACCGCACCGAAGGGCGUAGAUCUGGUCGGAGCAGCACGAGCCUUGCAGCUCCAACUGUCUGCCCUCUAUUCAGAUCUGGUAGAGGAGCAGCACGACCGUAUCAUCACGCAACGCAUCAAGGACUUUGAACACAAUCGAAGCUCCCAUCCGCCGAAUGUUGAACGGGAGUGGCAUUGGACACAGUUUUCGAAUCUCGUGGAGAGUCUUGUGCAGCUGACACGACAGUUCAUCGAUGGACUGCGUCAUCUAGGAUCCCACUGUUCGCACGCUGAGAGCCAGCUGAGAGAUAUCUUGGAAGGGAAUCUGCGACUCGCCUUGACAGAAUCGUGGUUCACAGAACUCGACUGGGCGUUCGAACAUAGUUUCCAACUCUACCUGGAGAGUUUGGAUUCCGACGAGGAUGAGAUGCUGCCACAAAUCGCUGCAAACAACCGCCAAGUCACGACACUCUUAGCUAACCUCAAAGAGCUCGGAUUCCAAGCCGAAAUCAAUUCCGCCAUCCUGGCGACUACCCGGAAAUGCAUAAAGCGCCGGGUGGAUGAAUGUUCUCGCCAAUACGACGAACCGCAACUGGACGCUGCUGUCCAAUGGGUCGAUGACCACGUCACGAACGGCUGGCUACGGUCAAUUUCCGAGAACGCUGACAUAACGAGCAUCGGCGGUCGAGCUGACUGGGCUAGCGUAUUUGAGCAAGCUACCCAUCAGUAUUUCUGCCAGUUGCGCAUAUCCGAGAUCUUCGAGAUAAUCUGCGAAGCGAUUGAUGAGUUCCCCGAAGAUGCCUUGAAGGAUCUCCGCCGCUGCUUGACGACUACCGUCGAGAACGAACAGCUUGAACGAACGUUGCAUGAGGCGAUCGAAGAUCGGGCGCUGCAUCCGGGAGUCUGCACUGAUAACAUCAUCAACGUGCUGAUUGCGACGGAAAUGUGCUUAAAAGUGCUCGAUCCGACGUCGUCGUUGCUGUUGAAGACGAUCAGUCCGAUGAUGAAGUAUCUUCGGCAGCGCACGGAUACGGUCAAGCUUCUGUUGGCGAGAAUGCUUGAUGAGGAGGGGAGUCUGGCGGAGGCUAUCAGGCAUGGAGAUAAGAAUAUUGCUGAUGAUGAGAUGGACGAUGAUUAUGAGGCUUGGGUGCCGGAGCCGGUUGACGCUGUUGGCAGUCGUCAGGAACGUAACGCCGAUAUCAUCACCCGAAUCAUCAAAAGCUUUGACGACCAAGACGCGUUUGUGGAGGAGUACCAUAACCUCCUCUACGAUCACCUGAUUCACAACGGCAGCUUCAACACUGACAAAGAGACAUUGGAGAUCGAGUUGUUGAAGACCCGAUUCGGCGAGGACAGCUUCCACGAUUGUGAAGUUAUGCUGAUGGAUAUGGCCAACUCGCGGAGAUUGCACAAUCAUUUUAUCGAGAAAGUCGUGAGGUUUCCUGAGAUUGACACAUUCCAAGCUAUUGUCGGAUCGCACCUAUUUUGGCCGGAGAUAGAAGAGACUGCUUUCAAGAUUCCUUGGACUGAAAUCGCUCGGUCACAAUCAGUCUACGAAUCAGUCUACAGCCAACAAAAGCAAAACCGCCACCUCGACUGGAAACACAACGCCGGCCAAGUCCAGCUCGAGCUCGAGAUGGCCGACGGCCGCAUCCGAUCCGUCUCCGUCACCGAGCUGCAAGCCGCUGUCGUCCACUUCUUCUCCGACCUACCGGAAUCGGGGUCCGCUGGCGUGGCGGAGGUUUUGGAGGCACUGAGGACGCCGGAGAGUAAGCCGACGCUGGGACGACAGGUUUUGGAGUGUGUGCAGUUUUGGUGUCAGCAGGGGGUUUUGGCGCCUGUGGAUGAGACGCAGACGCGGUGGAAGGUGGUUGAGGAUCCGGAUGAGUAUGAUGAUGAUGACGGCACCCUACAAGCACCCACCACACACCCCACAGAAGCCCUCGAAGCCCACCAAGCCCAGCACGCCGCUCUACGCGCCAAAACACAACCAGCCAUCACCGCCCUGCUAACUAACCAAGGCGCCGCGCCCAUAGAAAAGGUGCACACUCUACUGCAGAUGUUUAUCGGGAUCAGCGAGUCGGUGGCGGAUGUGGGUAGGGUGUUGGAUGAGCUUGUUGCGGAGGGUGUGCUGGCAUUGGGGGCGGGGGGGAAGUAUGGGAUGCGGACGUGAUGUGGUGUGGAGGUUUUUCGGGGCGUUAGCCUGGCGUAUGCGGCAGUGGAUGAGACCCCGGCGCAUCUACUAAAGAACGAGUCUACAUAUAGCGCACAUCUGUUAGAAGGAUGUAGGGUUAUUUGUGUGGUUUGAUACCAUUGGUUUGUACAUCCUCAUUGUUUACUCUGAUCCAUGUCCGCGACGUCCGUGUCCCCCCACGUGACCGCAUAUUCCCUAUUCCUUCUUACCUUCCCGCUGCCCUCUGAUUCCUUCUUACCUUCCUACCACAUCUGCGCCUGGAAUAGGGGCAGUCUCGCGGUACGCUCUCUCGCCUUCCGCAAUCGCUUGGGGCAGCUUACCUCAUAAACAAACACAUCU